AAUAUUACGAUGGAAAUACUUCGUUUUGUAUAAGAAUUAUAUGAAUUAUAUAUGCAAUUAUUAAAACAGGGUUUAGCUAUAAUUAUGCAUUGUUAAAGUCAAACAUACCAUCUGAAUAUAGUGUUACAGAUGUGCUUCUUAUGUUCCGUAUGCAUUAUCUGAUGCUAACCAUGCAACAUUGAAGUAAACACGUCACAGUUUAUAUAUUAUAUAGAAUCUAGCAAGAUUGUUACUGAUUAUCAUUUUUUUCUACUCUUUUUUUCAGAACUUCAAGGCGACCUGAUAAAAUUCUACAGAAAAAGGUGUAGUUCAAUACCUCUCUCACCGCUUCUUGAAGAAAUGGAGACACAACUAGCCGGGUUCUACGUAAUGCCAGAUAUAGUUGAAGUAAAACAGAAGUCUUUAACUUGUCACGAAGAGGCGAAAACACCAAUCAAGUCUUUGAAAGACAUGUUUUCUACCGGAAGUGUAGAUCAGCAAGAAAUUUAUCUAUCAGCUGAUGCAGGCUUUGGAAAAACUGCUUUUUCAAAAUAUCUUGCAAUCACGUGGUGUCAAGCUCAUUGCCAGGAUGAACACUAUGCCUGUUUUAAAGACGACGAGUUAAAAUGUUUAUUUGACUUUACGUUCUUAUUUUUGGUUUUAUUAAGAGACUGUACCUCUGUUUGUAACAUUGAAGAUAUGAUUGAACAGCAAAUUACUAAGAAACUUCCUUCAGCAGCAUCACUAGACGAAGUUUUACGUAGAGAAAAAUGCUUGAUUAUAUUGGACGGUCUUGAUGAAUGGACUCAUCCUGAUAAUAGCUGUAGUGAAGUAAAAGAAAAAAUCCCACAUCGGUACGUACGUGAUAAUUGCAUUAUCCUAACGACAACUCGACCAUGGAAGCUUGGAGUUUCAAAACUGAAAAUAACUCAAAUAAACAAAAAAGUAGAACUGGUUCAAUUAAGUGCAGAUUCUACGCGGCAACUAGAAGAAAAUGCUAUAAGAAAAAUGACAGGUGUCCAUGACGAUAGAGUUCUGAGGAGUAAAACACGGGACUUAAAUAAAGAGAUACGUGACCGUGACCUAGAGCACAUGCAAGUGAUUCCACUCCUCCUCAUGUAUAUAGUCUGCUUAUGGUGCAACAAAAUUCCUAUAGGAAAUUCAUACUAUGAAAUUUACACCAAUAUCAUUGAAUUUCUAUUAUCAAGAACAUCAAGGAAACACCCGGACGUUCAACCAUCUCGUAAAUCGUCUGCCAGUGAAAUUCCAGAAUACUUCAAAAGUCAUAAAUUUUGUAAACAUUUUUACAGUCUUAUUACAUCAUUAGCAAAACUAGCUUACCGAACAUUGUUUAACAAAACAAGAGAAAACACACUUGUUUUCGAUAGAACGGUUGCUGAAAAAUAUCUCAAAGCGAACGACAUGAAAUUAAGUCUUCUCUCAGGAAUAUUGUCAGAAAGUAGAAGUAAAACUUUAGUCAAGGAAAUUAUCAAAGUAUCUUUUUCUCACAAAACAGUGCAAGAAUUCUUUGCCGCCAUAUUUAUUAGUUCGCACAAUGUUCUACAAAAAUGUAGAAAUAUUCAAGACAUUUUGGACAUGUCAAAAAUUUGUGAAUUUAUAAGUAAAAUAGAUGCUGACCGGAUGUGUGAAAUAUCAAAUUAUUUAAUGUCUGUGAUAAAUGAAGACGAGGUAAUAUGUGACUAUAGAACUACGACAGAUGACGAGGACUGGCUAUAUGAUCCGUUGUAUGCCAUACAGAAAAUGUUCAUGUCGUGUUUACAAGAAAUGCCUGAAAGUGAAAAUAUUCAAUUAUGCUUACAAGAUUUCUUCAUUGACAAGAACACCGUGCGCAGUAAAGCGUUACAACGUUUGUUAAAACAAAAUAAAACCAACAUAAAAUCACUUUUUAUAGACACCGAGGAUACUUCCAGCAGUUUACGUGAAAUUAUUGAUUUAUUCUCUCUCAAAGAUCUCUGUCAUAUACAGAAACUUUACUAUUAUGGUGGCUUGAAGGGGGCUGAGAUUAACCGGAUAUUGUUUCCCAGUUUACAGUGCGCAUAUUUGUUGUAUUGUGAAUGGACAAAUGAUGAAGAAAAUCUGAGUGAAAACAUGGCGCGAUGUCAAAACUUACAAUAUUUAUAUAUUGACAGGUUCACGUUACCUCACAAAAUACUUGAAACAUUUUUCAAUUUUAUCUCCGGUCAAAAAUCAAUGAAAGAGUUAACAUUAGUGGGGUUACACUGUAAAGAACAUGGCAGCCGUGAUUGUAAGAGGUUGAACUUGGACUUGUCUCAACAUUCAACUCUAUCAAAGUUAUACUUGUCGUGUUUUGUUGGGAGGCUACAAUUAAAGAUAUCAACACCGAUAUUAGUUUAUGUUACGUUGUCGUUCAUCAAUCUAGAUGAAAGUUCAUUGUUACUGUCACGUGACAUGUUGAAUAUUGAACGUGUGGUGUUGGAGAAGAUAGAAAUGUCUGCAGGAAGUUUACAGAACUUUAUUACUGUGCUGAAAAAUCUGCCGCAGUCAGUUACAGUAAAGAUGAGAGACAUUAAACCGGCAACAGAAUAUGACCGUUUAAGAGAAAAUAUUCGGAGUUCACAAACGUUUAAUGUGAUACAAGACAGCGACAGCCAGUGGCGGUCAUUUGAGUUCAAAACAAUAAUUACCAAUCAAAGAAUAAAAACAAUAACAACCAAGCAAAGAAUAGACAAGAAAAAACAUUGUGAAAUAAUUUGAAGAAACAACUUCAAUACAUUUGAAAUGAAAAAUAAAUCAAAACAAUUUAAAUAUGGACACUUAGAAACAAAAUGGCGGCUCUUUGAAACACAAUAGAGUCUUCAAGUAGAACAUACAUGUACUCCAGUAUUAACUGACAAUUUAUUAUCAAUAAAAACAUUUAAAAUUUUAAAAUUAUAGAAAUAAGUCAACGAAAUAUUUUUCGGAACUAAAUGGAUAUAAAAGUUGGAUAAGGAUAUGGAAAUAUUUCACAGCGGCCUUGGAUCACAAUUUCAAAUUUUUUAUGAUGCAGAACCUCUUGUGACGUUUUACCUUUAUAAUGUGUGUGGUGAUAGAUUUAUUUUAUUGGAAUUAUGGGAUAUGUUUUGAACAACUUCUAAGGAAACAGAAAUAUGAAGAUGUUUCUUGCUUGUCAAUAAAAUGAGCUUCAGUAAAACUAAAGUGACAAUGAUGACAAUGCUUCUACGAGAAUUCUGUAUAAAGACGUUACACCUUGUUCCUGGCAGUACAGAAACAUUCACUGAUGAAAAUUGCUCGAUAAAAGUUUCGAAUAAUCUUCUGAUUUCUGGCUUAACCGGAAACAGACUAGCAAACUUUUGCAUUGGUUAUACAAUAUACAUUUAACUUCAAUAAGAAGUCACGUGUAAAAAAAGAAAUAAGCGCCAAGUCUGCCGUGAAAUAUAUUCCAAAGUUCCUUCAAAAUAUUGUUUAUGAAUUACAGUCAUACAUUAAAAAACAUAAAUUAAAAUUCAGUGUGAACACCGCUAUUUAUUUAAAAAUCUGGUUUUAUUGAUUACAGUUUUAUCUUAUCUGGGACAUAUAGUGGGACAAGCAAACGCCGACUUGAUUAACAGUCUUAUGUUUGCGCCAAAUUGACAGCCAAUCUAUUGAUACAGUUUAUAUUAUAUAUUUAUGCCACAGUUGUAAAACAAUAAAGUGACAAAUGCAUGUUAAAAAGCAUUAAGACACAAAAGGACGACAAAACUUUUUCGUCAAGUGGCUGAUACUUUUCUUAUUUACCUUAAAAUAUACCCGUUUACAACUAUCAAACAGACAAAUUCGCGAGUGUUUGUCGAAAAGAGAACGUAGCGCUAAUUUCCAGUAGCUUGUCCCAUUAUAUUUUGUCCCAGAUCCAAUGAGAUCAUAUGUUUAAUUUGAUCUAUCCUGUAGUGUCAGACUUAUCAUAUUUUAUUUCUAUUCAAUUAGAUAUGCAUGUAUUAAUUUUGUCUGCAAUUGAAAUGUGAAAUGAUAGAACGAGAAAAGUUAGACAAAAUACUAAUUGAUUAUUAACAUUAUUGUUAACUUUGACAAAGCAAAUAUUCUUAUAAUAAUUUAACUAAUGUGUUAAAAUUUUUAAUGUUCUUUAAUUUAUAAAUGCAUUUUGUUUUUAGUGUACACACAAAGUCACAAAUAAUUAGAGUGGUUAUAUUAGGACUUUUGAAAGGAUGAUUCUAAAAGAAAAUAUUACAAAUUUGUACAUAUUGUAUUUUGCUAUUUGUAAUAAAUUGUUUAACUUGACAUACUUCAUGUAUAGAUGUAUAUUUAUGCCGCGUCAAUGCAUUGACAAAACAUGUGCAAAUCAUUCAGGCACAAAAGGGCGAUAAAAUUAGUUCGUCAAUUUGCUUACACUUUUCUUAUUUACCUAAAAAUAUGCCCGUUUGCAACCACGGAUUUUUAUUUAAUGCUUUUCAGUGGAUUACUGAUUUAUCCUCGAAAAUGUUAUUUGAUAAUUUCAAAGUGAAAAUUAUCAAAAUAUAAUUUCACACUUUUCAAUGACGAAACUACUUUUUUAAAGAUUUUCCCCAUGUUGUACCUCAUUUUAUUUUUGCUGAAAAUUUUGACAAUUUCACGCUGUUUAGAGAAAAGCAAAGCUGAAAUUGAUAAAUAACUUAAAUUUCAAAAGUAAUAAAAAGAGGAUAACCUACUUCUAUUCAUCCAAAUUACCAAUCACAAAAUAUCGUCUCUUUACAUAUUUGUUUCCUUUUAACAGUCUGAAAAAUACAUUCCUUCCACAUGCAAAACUGUUCUUGAUAACAUUUGGGCAUAUUUAAGUAUCCUACGAGCAAUAACGGCUGUAUCUUAAUGAAAACUUAAAAAGCAAUGACAGCCAUCAGCCCGAAAAUAAGUAAACAACCCAGCGUUUUUAAGGCAGCCUUUCAACAAAUCCAAGUUUCCAAUUUCCUAGCCGUUUUUCGAAUGUUUACACAUCUGUCAAACACUUAUAUGUUGUCUGUUAAAUCCUCAAAUAAGUUUUCUUUCUUUUAAAAAGCUUUAUGACUAACAGAUCUAUAUGAUAUCCCUCUGAAUCAAACACAAUUAUUUUCCUCUCGUGAAAUACACAACUUUUAAAAGUGGCGGCCAUUUACAUUAAACAGAGCCAGGUCUUAUAUAUAUUCCCAGUAAGAAACAGAAAUAUUGAUGGAUGGUUGAACUUUUACUCCUAUUAGAAUUGUUUAUUUUUAUAAUUAAAACAAGCGAUCAUUCAUUUUUGUUUAAUAAAAUGAAUAAUAUCACCCCCAUUAAACGUUGAUUAUCGAACUUAUUUUUCAGCCCAAGAAUUCUUGUAUUUUAUAAGAAAUUCAACUAAUACAUGUACAUAAUAGAGGCUACCACUGGGGAAAACAGAUUUUAGUAUUAAAGUUAAAGCUGCACGACUCCUGAUGAGCUAAAAUAUUUCGAUUAAAUCAAACCUGAGAAAAAUGUACUUAGACCUAGGAAAGGUAUAAAGAUUCAAAAAUCUUGUAAAAAUGUACAUGUUAUGUGCGAUUAAUGAAUUUUUCAGUAAGUAUAACUACCUUACUACUAACGUAAGGGCUAUUUUGCAUAUUUUGGCCUCUUUAUAGUAAUUAACAUAGGUUGUUAGUGGCAAUGAUGGUGUGUAAAUUGCAUUCUUUUGGUAACUUUACAGAAUUAUACUGUUAAGUACAUUUUCAAAUUUUCAUGAAAGUUAGCAUGAAUCUGGAGGCGCGCUGCUUUGAUAUCAAUGUAAUUUCGUUUUAACUUGUUUUUAAGCAUUAAAUAAAAAGAAAAUGUGUUUGUUUGUUGUGUAAGAUGUAGUUUUAUUUCAUCUCGUGAACUUUAAAAACAGUAUUCUCACUCGUGGCUACGCCACUCGUGAGAAUACUGUUUUUAAAGCUCACUCUAUGAAAUAAAAUUUCAUCUUACACACAAACAAACAAACAUCCUCUAUUUAUUACUAAUAUAAAUCCGUGUCACGACUAUCAAAAAGACAAUUCGCGACUGUUUGGUCGAAAAGAGAACGUAGCGCUAAUUCAAAGUAGCUUGUCGAUGUUAUUUUGUCCCAGAUCCAAUGAGAUAAUAUGUUAAAUAUGAGUUAUCCUGUAGGAUAAGACUUAUCAUAAUGUUAUUUCAUGCAAUUACAUAUGCCUACAUUAAUUUCUUCUGCAAUUAAAAUGUGAAAUGAUAGAGCGAGAACAAUAAGACAAAAACUAAUUGAUUAUUAACAUUAUUGUUUAAUCAUACAAACCAAAUUUUCUUAUAAUUUAACUUUUAUGUUAAAGGCUGAUUUUAAUUUUCUUUAAUUCAUGCGUUUGAAUUUUUAGUUUCCUCGCAAAUGAUUAGAGUAUUUACAAAGGGUCGAAGUAAAGACCUUUAAACGUCAUAGAUAUUUCAAUCUCAAUUAUGAACUGCAGAGUAUAUAAACAUACUAUCUUAUACUCGUACAUUUUAUUGUGAUGAUAGCCCUUGUAAUUUGUAAUGCUUAAUUUCUGUUGGCAGCCAUUAUUGCAAUGCUCCUAUUCUAUUUUAAAUGAGUUAUUGUCCAUUGUAAAUUUCCAUAUUUUACUUUUUUGCCGGGACACAACUAAUAAAGAGUGAACGGUAUCUGCAGGAAACUUCUUGGGAAUGUAUAUUUGAUUGAGGUUUAUGCAGUAUCCAAACAACCAUAAUUCUCUAUUGUUAUAAUUUGUAAUCAUCGUCAUUUGUAAAUAAAUUAUACAAUAUUGUUUUGUCUAGAACAUAAGAUUAUGUCGUCCUGAUGUAUGAAAAUAAAAAAUUAUUUUUAUUCUUUUGACAAAACAGUAUUCUGGGCACUUGGAUAGAGGCGUGUCUAGUUUGUAAUGGUAAAACUAUUUGAAAAUUUAAUGUGUUCAUUAUAUAAUGGUUUUAUUAUUAAAUGUUUACUGAUUUUUUUUUCGUUUGCAAAAGUUGAUAAAAUGGAAGUAAUUGACCAUCUUUUAUAUUUAUACCUUACUUACAUGUAUUUAAUGAAUAUUGAAAAAAACAACAUAGAAAUAGGUUUGACUAUUCUAUUUUAAGUAUUUGAAAAUAUUAAAUUGUUAUAUGUAGAAAGGAGGAUAAGAGAAAACUAUGCAAAUGUUCCUAUUGUUGUUACAAUGAAUAUACUGUCAGUACUGAGUUCAUCAAUUUAUGAUAUGCCUACAGCGUAUUAUAAUUAUUCAUGAAUUAAUGUAAGGUAUUCAUAUAACAUCAAAGUCCUUAUUUAUAAAUAAA
This is a messenger RNA of Ruditapes philippinarum (Manila clam), 7188 nucleotides long. RefSeq lists its product as uncharacterized. Lineage: Eukaryota; Metazoa; Mollusca; Bivalvia; Venerida; Veneridae. Bases 340 to 2715 code for a protein of 791 amino acids. The transcript is spliced from 3 exons. The record is from RefSeq and is a predicted model, not a curated record.